CCAAACUGCAGAAAGUAAUACUAUCAAACUAAAAUCUUUCACUUGGUUGAAAAAGGACAACAGCAGGAAUGAUUCGAUGCUAUACGCAUAUGCCUAGUGAACAAAUGUGUCUACUGAAUAAUGCCUAGUCCAGCCCAGCGACAAUGAAAUGGGGGGACUUUUCCACUAUAUCCAUAUCAUUAUUCAAGUCAAAGUCUUCUUUUGCAGUCAGAGACUAGCUGUUUCCAUCUCCAAUAGUCAACCAAAUCAUGAUUCUUCUAAUAGAGUGAUAGGUGGAAUCAUUGACUUGUUCGCCUGCAGGCUCCUACUUUUCUCUGAACAACAUAUGAUCGAAUGCAUACAGCUAUAAAUUUUACUCGUAACUUUAACAACUCUACUGAUACAUAUGCAUUAGUAUCACAGAAAAACCAGAAACAACAACACAAUCUCACGACUCCAGUACCCUCCAUGGAUGCAGCUUUAGCUCUUCGUCUCCUGCUUAUUGUAGCCACUACCACUUCCUGCUCCGUGUAUGCACACUGCAUCACAAAAGAGAGGGAUGCACUGCUCUCGUUUAGAGCUGGCAUCACAAGUGAUCCACAGAACCUCCUUGCCUCGUGGAGUGGCAAGGACUGCUGCCAGUGGAGAGGUGUCAAGUGUAGCAACAACACGGGCCAUGUCAUCAAGGUCGACCUCCGCAACAAAUUCUUCCUAGAUGAUCUCUUUGCUCCAUUCUAUUCUCCCAGUUUUCGCGGGAUGCACGGGAAGAUAAGCCCCGGUUUACUCACUCUGCAUCAUCUGAAGUAUCUUGAUCUCAGUGGGAACCAUCUCGGGGGAGCAGGCAUACCCAUACCAAGUUUCCUGGGCUCCCUCCGAAGACUGAUAUAUCUCAAUCUCUCUUGCAUGAAUUUUGAUGGUAUGGUGCCUCCUCAACUAGGCAAUCUUUCUAAACUGCAAUAUCUUGACCUUGAUAACUCUUACUAUGAUUAUUACGGUAAUGUUUUACUAAGUGUGGAUAUGUCCUGGUUACCACAUCUCCCUUUUCUAAGGUUUCUUGACAUGAGUGGCUUCAAUCUUAGUGCCAUUGGCCAUUGGGUUCAAGUGGUUAACAUGCUUUCUAAUUUAAGGGCCCUUCAUCUUCGUCAGUGCAAACUUGUUUUUAAAUACACACCUCUUGUAUAUCGAAACCUCACGUCCCUUCAGAUGGUUGAUCUAACAAAUAACAUGAUCGAAAACUUGAAUCCCACCUAUUGGUUUUGGGAUGCUGGCACCAUUAGGCAUCUUGACCUAUCAUACAAUAUGGCUGUCGGUCCACUUCCAGACGCAGUAGGGAAUAUGACUUCACUUGAAGUACUCCGUCUUGGAGGCAAUAACUUCUGUGAUGUGAAGGCAAAAACACUGAAAGAUAUAUGCAAUCUGAGAGAGUUAACAUUGAGUUCAAAUAGCAUCAAUCAAGAUAUUUCAGAAUUUUUGCAGGGGUUGCCUUCAUGUGCAUGGACUAAGUUGGAGUUGUUAGAUCUAACUUCAACCAAUAUCAGUGGGGAAAUUCCGAACUGGAUAAACCGAUGGACUAAUCUGAGCAUUCUUCAACUCUCCGCUAAUAGGCUUGUUGGAUCAGUACCUCUUGCAAUUGGUUCGCUCAGCAAGCUCAGUCAGCUAUAUCUAGAUUACAACCAGUUCAAUGGCUCUAUAUUGGAGGAACAUUUAUCCAGUCUAGUGAAUUUGAAGGAAUUGGACUUGUCUUACAACUCCCUGAACAUGAUGAUCAGGCCGAAAUGGAAUCCUCAGUUUCAACUGAGUCUGGCUUAUUUCCCAGGUUGCAAAAUGGGGCCUCGAUUUCCUUUGUGGAUUCAAGGGCAGAGGGAUGUUAGCUAUUUUGACAUUUCUGACGCAGACAUAGUUGAUAAUUUGCCAGAUUGGUUUUGGAGUGUGUUUUCAAAUGUUACAUACUUGAACAUAUCUUAUAACCAAAUUAGUGGAAGGCUACCAAGGUCACUAGAAUUUAUGUCUUCAGCUCAGAUAUUUGACCUCAACUCCAACAACCUCACAGGCAUGCUACCACAGUUACCAAAGCAUUUGGUAGAACUUGACAUCUCCAAAAACUGCCUAUCAGGGCCACUACCGCGAAAAAUUGUAGCCCAAAACCUUUCAGAUUUAUUGCUUUCUGACAACUAUAUCAGUGGUGCUAUUCCAAGUUAUAUAUGUCAACUGCCGUUCUUGUCAGUUUUGGAUCUGGCAAAGAACCGUCUGGUCGGACAGCUUCCCUUGUGUUCGAAACAAUCAUUCAUUUCAGCUCUGAUCUUGUACGAUAACCUCCUGUCAGGCAAAUUUCCUUCAGUUUUGCAGAGCUGCCCUGAUUUGAUUCUACUUGACAUUGCUGAAAACAAAUUUACUGGAGAGUUACCAGCAUGGAUAGUGAACAAAUUGCCUCAGCUGUCCUAUCUUCGGUUGCGUAAUAAUUUGUUCUCAGGCUCUAUUCCGCAUCAGCUCACAGAGCUUCAGAACCUACAGUUCUUGGACCUUGCAAAUAACAGUAUAUCAGGUUCAAUACCUCGUUCAUUGUUCAAUUUGAAAGCAAUGAUGCAGGAUCAUUAUCACCGAAAAAUAGCGGAUAAUCCUUUAAGGUGGAGUUAUUCUAGACCUGGAUCUACCGAAAUCUUUGAUGCAAAAUAUGAUGACACCCUAGAAGUGGUAGUGAAAGGCCAAUAUCUUGAUUACACCAGUAACAUUGCAUACAUGGUUUGUCUCGAUCUGUCCCAUAACAAUUUAUUCGGUGAGAUUCCAAAUGAAAUAACAUCUCUUGUCGGACUGAUGAGCUUGAACAUCUCCCAUAAUCAUUUGUCCGGUAAGAUUCCAGAAAAGAUCGGCCAACUGCAAUCCCUAGAGUCUCUCGAUCUGUCAUGGAACGAACUCUCUGGCGAAAUUCCUGCCAGUCUCUCAGGCAUGACAAUGUUAAGCAAGCUGAACCUGUCGUACAAUAAUCUCUCAGGAAGAAUACCCUCAGGGAAUCAGCUGCAGACACUAAUCGAUCCAGCUUCCUCAUACAUUGGCAACAACUAUCUCUGCGGGCCUCCUGUUUCCAGGAACUGCUCAGGGCCCGAGGUGGCUAGAGGUCAUCAUGAUGAGCAUCAAUCAGAUUCAGAUGUGAGGUACUUGUAUGUUGGGAUGGCUGUAGGAUUUGUUUUGGGCCUUUGGCUGGUCUUUGUUACAUUCUUAUUUGCUAGGACGUGGAGAGCUGCUUAUUUCCACAUGUUUGACAAGCUACUGUGCGGACUAGAAACUUCUGUGGCUGGAAAUUUUCGAAGGUGUUAGGAAAACUGUAUGCCAAAUAAGGAUAAGAAUUACUACCUAUGUCUAAUUGCAACAAUUUUGUAUGUACAUAAAGAAAUAUGAGAAUGAUGUUUUUUUUAA
Panicum hallii is the source of this 3390-nucleotide messenger RNA. Its product is annotated as receptor-like protein EIX2. The transcript has a single exon. The record is from RefSeq and is a predicted model, not a curated record. Bases 334 to 3291 code for a protein of 985 amino acids. Gene Ontology annotation, molecular function: protein binding. NCBI's taxonomy places the organism in Eukaryota, Viridiplantae, Streptophyta, Magnoliopsida, Poales, Poaceae.